AUGGAUGUGUUGAGUAGAAUGAUGGAGGGGAUGGUGGACUGGGGCUUCAUUUCGGGUUUCUCGGUGGGGGAUUCCUCACGUAGCAUAUCAGUCACUCAUCUCCUUUUUGCCGAUGAUACGUUGAUAUUCUGUGACCCAGAUCCUGAUCAAAUUUGCUCUAUGAGAGCUCUUCUUUUGUGUUUUGAAGCUGUCUCAAGUCUUAAAGUGAAUUUAACUAGAUCUGAAAUUGUCCCAGUUGGUUUGGUUAAUAAUCUAAACAAAGUGGCGGCCAUUUUGGGUUGCAAGGUAUCAUCCUUGCCUGUGAAAUACUUGGGACUUCUUUUGGGAGCUUCUCAUAAAUCCAAGGCAAUGUGGGAUGGGAUUGUUGAGAAAAUCGAACGCAAACUGGAGGUUUGGAAGAGAAUUUACUUGUCUAAAGGCGGUAGAAUCACACUUCUCAAGAGCACUUUAUCCAAUCUUCCAUGGUACUUCUUAUCCUUGUUCCCCCUGCCUGCAAUAUUGGCAAAUAGACUAGAGAACCUUUAUUGUGAUUUCCUAUGGGGAGGAUUAGAAGACGAGAAAAAAAUUCAUUUAAUUAAAUAG
Messenger RNA from Juglans microcarpa x Juglans regia, 582 nucleotides. RefSeq lists its product as uncharacterized. The coding region runs from base 1 to 582 and encodes 193 amino acids. The record is from RefSeq and is a predicted model, not a curated record. The transcript has a single exon. NCBI's taxonomy places the organism in Eukaryota, Viridiplantae, Streptophyta, Magnoliopsida, Fagales, Juglandaceae.